Molecule: messenger RNA, 1038 nt
Organism: Acyrthosiphon pisum (pea aphid)
Lineage: Eukaryota; Metazoa; Arthropoda; Insecta; Hemiptera; Aphididae
Product: THAP domain-containing protein 2-like
Exons: 3
Coding region: 410-712 (100 amino acids)
Source: RefSeq, a predicted model, not a curated record
GAUAAUCUAAGCUAAACGGUUGUCAACAUAGAAGUAUUUUUGGGGAUGUUGGAAUUGUUUUCAUGUUUGUCCUAUAAUCAUUAAACAAUAAGCAUAGUUAUACCCAUUGACCUAUUAUAAAUGGACUGAGCGUAGAAAGAGAAACUGCGGCCAAGAAUGAGAUAAAAGAUGUACUCCUUUUUGGAAGAAAAUAUUCUUAAAAUAGUUUUUCUUCCAGGCGGAAAUGUAUGAUAAGAGCCGGUACCGGCAUGGAUAUCAGCCUGCUAUUUGCCGCUCAAAUUGACUUUUCAAUUUUCAACGAGUGACGACUGUUGACUAAUCGACUUUUUGGUAGUUUGACUUUGAGUAUUCAACAUUUUUCAAAAAAAUUUAGUUAAUUGUAUUGCUCUAAUUGCUGACGAAUUUUACGAUGGUUUGGAGUUGUUGUAUUCCUUUCUGCGAGUCCAAAGGAAAUAAAGGAUCCAAACUAAAGUUGCAUAAAUUUCCACUUGAUAAAAAUCGUCAAACAUUAUGGGUCAAAUCAAUUCAAAACUUUGAACCGUCAUAUAUAAUGAAGAAAUCCCAUUACGUUUGUCAAUGUCAUUUUUUAUCAACAGACUAUGAGUUAAACAACCUACUAAAAAAAACUGCUGUUCCAUCUGUUUUUAGUGAGGUUAUAACGUUGCUGCCUUAUACAAUUUUUGAGGACAAUAGUAAUUUCCCAUCUCAAUGACUUCUUCUGGAGCAAAUUGUUUACCCCAAGACGCAACAACAAUAUUACAUGUUUCAAGCUCAAAAAAAAAAGAAAACCGAGAAGAUUAUAUAGAUAUAUUAUGUGGAGAAGACACUGAAAUGGAAAAUGAUUAUUGUGACAGUAUUGUGGAUAACAUUAAUAACCAUAUAACACAUGACGUAAUAGAAUAUAUUGCAGGGGCAAUUGUUAGAAAGAUAAAGAAAAUUAUACAAUGCAAUGAAUGUGCUGCAGUUCUAUCUGCAAAUAAUAACUGCUCAUUAAUUGAUAUUAAAACAAGAGGUUACUUGAUAAAACCAUCAAAAGAU